Messenger RNA from Iphiclides podalirius (scarce swallowtail), 933 nucleotides. Lineage: Eukaryota; Metazoa; Arthropoda; Insecta; Lepidoptera; Papilionidae. The record is from the annotation of a GenBank genome assembly.
AUGUUUCUUUUAGGAGGAGGAUUGCCUUCAGGAGCUAUCUUUGUUAUAGAAGAAGAUAUUUUAGAUGAAGAUCCCAGGAGCAUAGUGAGCGAAUUGCCACAACCUUGUUUUGAGCAAGAGAAGGAAAUACUUUCCGAAGGUGCAAAGGCUGAAAUGAAAAUAGCCUGGAGAUAUGAAGGCCUUGGCUUAGUGGAAUCAUCAUUUGGAAGGAGUUCCAACUUUGGUCAUAACUUUGAUUUAAGUAAACAUAUUGAUAAAGAAACUAUACAACAAAGUGAUGUAACAUAUGUCUUUAUUGAUGAUGAUUUAAAAAAAAAUUCAGAUCAAAAAGGUUUUCAAAACUCAAUUUAUAUUAAAUUGUUGACCAAAAUCAAAGAUGUUAUAUCAAAAGAUGAAUUUAAAACAAGCAGUAAGAACAAAAACAUUUUACGUUUAUGUAUACAAUCACUUGGUUCGCCAAUUUGGAUGGCAGCUGACUGUGAUGAUGAUCCCAUAAACAGCAGCUAUGGACAAGAUUUAAUAAAAUUUUUAUACAGUCUCAGAAUUAUCCUAAGAGACACUUUAGCUGUCGCUUUUAUAACUAUUCCUUCUCACAUAUUUAAUGAUGAUCAUUUAAUGGCGAGAAUUCUAUAUUCUGUUGAUAAUGCCGUCAGGAUUGAGUCCUUUGCUGGGUCUAGCCGUGAAACAAAUCCUGUUUAUAGUGACUACCAUGGCUUGUUUCAUGUAACAAAGCUGUCUGCCAUAUACUCACUUAUGCCUUAUGUUCCACCCAGUCUGGAUUUAGCAUUCAAAUUAAGAAGGAAAAAAUUCGUCAUUGAGAAGCUACAUUUACCACCAGAAUUGCAAGAGUCUAGCGAAAGAGAGCAAGAUGACAUUACAGCAGUGCCGAAAGCAACUGGUUGUGGAGGAUUUAGGAAGAAGGAUAUUGACUUU